AUGACUCUAGAUGUCCAUCCAAGUUCUCACAGUGUUGGCAGAUCAACAGAUCCAUCCAAUCCCCAGAAAUCUUCUUCAGGCCAUAAGGGGGUUUACACAGGAGAGAGGUCGUUGUCAUGUUCGGUGUGUGGGAAAUGCUUUACUAAAUACCAAAAACGUCUAAGACAUCAGAAUCUUCACACCGUUGAGCGUCUGUAUUCAUGUUCAGAGUGUGGGAAAUGUUACAUUCAAAAAGUACAACUUGUUAUACACCAGAGAACUCACACAGGUGAGCGUCCAUUUUCAUGCCCAGAGUGCGAGAAAAGAUUCUUUCAGAAAGCAGACCUGGAUUCUCAUCAAAGAAUCCACACCGGUGAGCGUUUGUAUUCAUGUUCAGAGUGUGGGAAAUGUUUCAUUCAAAAAGGACAACUUGAUACACAUCAGAGAACUCAUACAGGUGAGCGUCCAUUUUCAUGCCCAGACUGCGAGAAAAGAUUCAUUCGGAAAGCAGACCUGGAUUCUCAUCAAAGAAUCCACGCUGGUGAGCGUCCUUAUCUAUGUUCAGAGUGCAGGAAAUCUUUCUAUGAAAACCAAGACCUUCUUCAUCAGAGAACUCACAGUGGUGAGCAUCCUUUUGUAUGUUCAGAGUGCGGGAAAAGUUUCAGUCGCAAAACACAACUUAUUUUACACCAGAGAGUUCACACGGGGAAGGAGAUCGGCAUGGCGUGGGGAGCAAUUACUGGAACCGAUCCCCUUAAGGUGGUUUACACAGGAGAGCGUUCACUGUCAUGUUCGGUGUGUGGGAAAUGCUUCACUAAAUACAAAAACCUUCUAAGACAUCAGAAAAUUCACACCAGUGAGCGUCCGUAUUCAUGUUCAGAGUGUGGGAAAUGUUUCAUUCAAAAAGGACAACUUGUUAUACACCAGAGAACUCACACAGGUGAGCGUCCAUUUUCAUGCCCAGAGUGCGAGAAAAGUUUCAUUCGGAAAGCAGCCCUAGUUACCCAUCGAAGAAUCCACACGGGUGAGCGUCCUUUCCAUUGUUCAGAGUGCGGGAAAUGUUUCUUUAAAAAGGAUACCCUUAUUAUACACCAGAGAACUCACACCGGUGAGCGUCCUUUCCCUUGUUUAGAAUGUGGCAAAUGUUUCCUUAAAAAAGAAGCACUUACUAUACACCGGAGAAUUCACACUGGCGAGCGUCCUUAUCCAUGUUCCGAGUGCGGGAAAUCUUUCAUUGAAAACAAAGAUCUUCUUCGACAUCAGAGAAUUCACACUGGCGAGCGUCCUUUUAGAAUCCACACGGGUGAGCGUCCUUUCCCUUGUUCAGAGUGCGGGAAAUGUUUCCUUAAAAAAGAAAAACUUAUUAGACACCAGAGAAUUCAUACGGGUGAGCGUCCUUACUCGUGUUCAGAGUGCGGGAAAUCUUUCACUCAGGAAGAAAUACUUCUUGAACAUCAGAGAAUUCACACAGGCGAGCGUCCUUAUCCGUGUUUAGAGUGUGGGAAAUUCUUCAGUCAUAAAAGAUACCUUGUCAAACACCACAGAAUUCACACGGGUGAGCGUCCUUUUUCCUGUUUAGAGUGCGGGAGGUCUUUCACUGGGAAAAAGGAACUUCAUAGACACCACAGGAGUCACACGGGUGAGCGCCCAUAUUCCUGUCCAGAGUGUGGGAAAUCUUUCACUUAUAAAGGAGACCUUGUUAAACACCAGAGAAUUCACACAGGCGAACGUCCCUAUUCAUGUCCAGAGUGCGGGAAAUGCUUCACUAUGAAAGGAAACCUUGUGCAACAUCAGAGAAUUCACACGGGUGAGCGUCCUUUUUCCUGUUCAGUGUGCGGGAAAUCUUUCACGCAGAAAACUAUACUUGUUGUACACCAGAGAAUUCACACGGGGGAAUGUCCUUAUACAUGUUCAGAGUGUGGGAAAUCUUUCACCACAAAAGCGGACCUUGUUAAACACCAAAGGGUUCACACGGGGGAGUGCCCUUAUUCAUGUUCAGAGUGUGGGAGAUGUUUCAAUCACAAAGGAAACCUUGUUAAACACCAGAGGCGUCCGUAUUCAUGUUCAGAGUGCGGGAAAUGUUUCAUUCAAAAAGGACAACUUGUUAUACACCAGAGAACUCACACAGGUGAGCGGCCAUUUUCAUGCCCAGAGUGCGAGAAAAGAUUCAUUCGGAAAGCAGACCUGGUUUCUCAUCAAAGAACUCACACCGGUGAGCGUCCUUUCCCUUGUUUAGAGUGUGGCAAAUGUUUCAUUAACAAAGAAACACUUACUUUACAUCAGAAAAUUCACACUGGUGAGCGUCCUUAUCCAUGUUCAGAGUGCGGGAAAUCUUUCAUUGAAAACCAAGACCUUCUUCGACAUCAGAGAAUUCACACUGGUGAGCGUCCGUUUGUAUGUUCAGAGUGCGGGAAAAGUUUCACUCGCAAAAGACAACUUAUUGUACAUCAGAAAGUUCACACGGGUGAGCAUCCCUUCCCUUGUUCAGAGUGCGGGAAAUCUUUCAUUCAGAAAAAUGUACUUCUUGAACAUCAGAGAAUUCACACAGGCGAGCGUCCUUAUUCGUGUUCAGAGUGCGGGAAAUCCUUCAGUAAUAGAAGAUACCUUGUCAAACACCACAGAAUUCACACAGGUGAGCGUCCUUUUUCCUGUUCAGAGUGCGGAAAAUCUUUCACUGGGAAAAUAGAACUUCAUAGACACCACAGAAUUCACACGGGUGAGCGCCCCUAUUCAUGUCCAGAGUGCGGGAAAUCUUUCAUCUUUAAAAGUCCAGAUUGCGGGAAAUGUUUCACUACGAAAACAAGCCUUGUGCAACACCAGAGAAUUCACACAGGUGAGCGUCCUUUUUCCUGUUCAGUGUGCGGGAAAUCUUUCACUCAGAAACCCAAUCUUGUUGUACACCAGAGAAUUCACACGGGGGAAUGUCCUUAUACAUGUUCAGAGUGCGGGAAAUCUUUCACCACAAAAGCGGACCUUCUUAAACACCAAAGGGUUCACACGGCUGAGGAACCUUCAAAUAGAUCCCAUACUAUGACUUCAGAUCUCCAUCUAAGGUCAAUGGAGCCUUCUAAACCUGAGGAAUCUUCUGAUAGAUCCCAUACUAUUAAUCCAGAUCCAAGUUCUCACAGUGUUGGCAGAUCAACAGAUCCAUCCAAGCCCCAGAAAUUUUCUUUAAGCCAUAAGAGGGUUUACACAGGAGAGAGUUCAUUUUCAUGUUCAGAAUGCGGGAAAUGUUUCCCUGAAAACAAAAAGCUUCUUAGACAUCAGAGAAUUCACACGGGUGAGCGUCCUUACUCAUGUUCAGAGUGUGGGAAAUCUUUUGCUCAAGAAAGUGUACUUGUUGAGCACCAGCGGAUUCACACUGGUCAGCGUCCUCAUCUAUGUUCAGAGUGCGGGAAAUCCUUCAUUGGUAAAAGAGAGCUUGUUAAACACCAGAGAAUUCACACAGGUGAACGUCCUUAUCCAUGUUCAGAGUGCGGGAAAUCUUUCAUUGGGAAAAAAGAACUUCUUCGACACCAGAAAAUUCACACAGGUGAGCGCCCUUAUCCAUGUUCAGAGUGCGGGAAAUCUUUCACUGGGAAAGGAGUACUUGUUCAACACCAGAGGAUUCACACAGGUGAACGUCCUUAUCCGUGUUCAGAGUGCGGGAAAUCUUUCAUUGGGAAAAAGGAAUGUCUUAGACAUCAGAGAAGGCACACAGGUGAGCGCCCGUAUUCAUGUUCCGAGUGCGGGAAAUCUUUCUCCCAGAAAAUAAUGCUUGUAACACACCGGAGAACUCACACGGGUGAGCGACCUUAUUCGUGCCCGGAGUGCGGGAAAUGUUUCACCACAAAAGGAGUACUUGUUAAACACCAGAGAGUUCACACAGGCGAGCGUCUUUAUUCAUGUUCAGAGUGCGGGGAAUCUUUCACCCAGCAAGGAAACCUUCUUAGACACCGGAGAAGACACACCACGGGGCGUCCUCGCUGA
Staurois parvus is the source of this 3948-nucleotide messenger RNA. The record is from the annotation of a GenBank genome assembly. NCBI's taxonomy places the organism in Eukaryota, Metazoa, Chordata, Amphibia, Anura, Ranidae.